UUACUCGCCAGGCCAUGAAGUACACAUAUCCACUUGCAAAGGAAACCGGACUUGAUUGAACACAAUUGACCAUCAAGUGCACUCAAUUCAGUUCAACAUGGCAAGUUCUGGCAGGAUGAUGAGAGCCUUGCUCAAACAACCCCAAGUGAUCGGGCGUAACAUGAGUACUUCAGGGCCAUUGUCGUUGGAUCUAUCCGGCGUGUACCCACCCAUUACUACCCCUUUCAACCCUGAUGAAUCAAUAGCUUGGGAUCAACUUGAAAAUAACAUUGCCAAAUGGAACCAGAUCAAACUCAAAGGGUUUUUGGUUCAGGGUUCCAACGGGGAAUACUGUUAUCUGACUCAUCAAGAAAGGAUCGACAUGAUCGAAAAGGUUAAGAAAUUUGCCGCGGAUGAUAAGAUAGUUUUGGCCGGAUCAGGUUGCGAGUCCACCACACACACUAUUGAGAUGACCAAGGCCAUGGCUCAAGUGGGAGCGGAUGCGGCUGUGAUCAUAACCCCAUGCUAUUUCAAGGGCAAAAUGAAUGGAGAGGCCUUGAAGCAACACUAUCUUAGAGUGGCGGACAACGUACCCAUACCCGUGGUACUUUACAGUGUACCCGCCAACACAGGCAUCGAUCUGCCCGUGCAAAUAGUCAAGGAACUGAGUGGUCAUCCGAAUAUAAUUGGGAUGAAGGAAAGUGGGGGAGAUAUUGCCAAAAUCGGGGAAAUGGUUCAUUUAACCAAGGACGAAGAUUUCCAGGUUUUAGCUGGAUCAGCCAGUUUUCUCAUGGCUUCACUACAAGUGGGCGCAGUGGGCGGGAUUUGUGCACUUGCCAAUGCAUUGCCUCAAGAGGUGGUUGAACUUCAAAGUCUAGUUGAAAGGAGUGCCCUGGGCCAAGCUCGGGAUCUACAACACCGAUUGAUCACUCCCAAUGCUAUCGUGACCAAGGGUUUGGGCGUUCCGGGCUUGAAAAAGGCCAUGGAUUGGUUGGGGUAUUACGGUGGACCCACGCGAAGUCCGCUUUUGCCCUUAAACACUGGAGAAACGGCUAGGCUUCGAAAUGUGUUUCAAAGCCAAGGGUUUCUAUCUGCCUAAUGAUUCAUUUAGUGCUCACCUUUGAU
Tigriopus californicus is the source of this 1104-nucleotide messenger RNA. Its product is annotated as 4-hydroxy-2-oxoglutarate aldolase, mitochondrial-like. Gene Ontology annotation, molecular function: 4-hydroxy-tetrahydrodipicolinate synthase activity; N-acetylneuraminate lyase activity. Bases 98 to 1078 code for a protein of 326 amino acids. The record is from RefSeq and is a predicted model, not a curated record. The transcript has 4 exons. Gene Ontology annotation, biological process: N-acetylneuraminate catabolic process. Lineage: Eukaryota; Metazoa; Arthropoda; Copepoda; Harpacticoida; Harpacticidae.